Messenger RNA from Centropristis striata (black sea bass), 3687 nucleotides. RefSeq names its product DNA cross-link repair 1C, PSO2 homolog (S. cerevisiae) (gene dclre1c). Bases 235 to 2238 code for a protein of 667 amino acids. The transcript has 15 exons. Gene Ontology annotation, biological process: double-strand break repair via nonhomologous end joining; interstrand cross-link repair; protection from non-homologous end joining at telomere. The record is from RefSeq and is a predicted model, not a curated record. Gene Ontology annotation, molecular function: damaged DNA binding; 5'-3' DNA exonuclease activity. NCBI's taxonomy places the organism in Eukaryota, Metazoa, Chordata, Actinopteri, Perciformes, Serranidae.
UCAUAGGAACCAGGUUUAGUUAAAGAAGAACACCGGAGUAUAAACUGACCACAGGUGGCGCUAAUACCAACUGAAUGCACUUGUGCCGCCAUAAAUAGAAACGAAGAAGAAGAACUCCAAUUUGGUGGGCGGCGGAAUGAACAAACGCCGGGGAUGUCAACAAAAUAUAACAUCUCCGUUGGAUAUGAAGUUUAAUUCAUUUAACACGAUACCACCAAAGGAGUCACCGUUACGAUGAGUUCGUUUGCAGGCCGAAUGAAGGAGUAUCCCACCGUUUCUCUGGACCGGUUCGACCGGGAGAACCUACAUGCCCGGGCAUAUUUCCUCUCCCACUGCCAUAAAGAUCACAUGAAAGGACUGAAAGGACCAAUACUGAAGAGAAAACUGCAAUCCUGUCGUACAGUCAGGCUUUACUGCUCCUUUGUGACCAAAGAACUUCUGCUGAGCAAUCCCAAGUACGGCUUCUGGGAGGAAUACAUCGUUCCCUUGGAGCUUGAGAGCCCAACUCAGAUUUCUCUGGUAGACGAGGCUUCUGGAGAGAAAGAAGAGAUUUUAAUCACGUUGCUUCCUGCAGGCCACUGUCCCGGCUCUGUGAUGUUCCUGUUUGAGGGUUCUCAGGGAAACGUUUUGUAUACGGGAGACUUCAGGUUGGCUCCUGGAGACGUCUCCAGAAUAGAACAUCUGCACUCUGGAAGCAGAGUGAAGGACAUCCAAACUGUUUAUCUGGACUCUACUUUCUACGACCCUCGAUUCUACCAGAUUCCUACUCGGGAGGUCUGUCUGAACGGGAUCUCAGAGCUCAUUGGAAGCUGGAUCAAUCAGAGUCAAUACCAUGUCGUGUGGCUAAACUGUAAAGCUGCGUAUGGAUACGAGUACCUGUUUACCAACCUGGGAGAGGAGUUCAACACACAGAUUCACGUCAGAAGUCUGGCGAUGUUCAAGAAGAUGCCGGAGAUCCUGAGCUACGUGACGACUGACCGCAGGACGCAGAUCCAUGCCUGUCGACACCCUAAGGACGAGGAGUUUUUCCAAGGCAGCCGUCUGCCGUGUGGCUGCACGGCGCCUGACGGGACUCCUCUUCGCAUCAUCAGCAUCAAACCGUCCACCAUGUGGUUCGGAGAGAGAAUGAAGAAAACCAACGUGAUAAUAAAAACAGGAGCCAGUUCCUUCAGAGCCUGCUUCAGUUUCCAUUCCUCCUACUCAGAGCUUAAAAACUUCCUGUCCUACCUCCAGCCAGUCAACAUCUACCCCAGUGUCAUCCCUAUUGGUCGGACACUGACUGAUGUUUCACAGAUGUUGAAGCUGAUGUGCAGGAAACAGUCAGAUCAAGCAUUAACUGUAUACAAACCUCUGGGAGUCCUCAAACGCAGCAAGAUGGAGCAACGUACAUAUGAUUCAGACAGCGAUGAAGGGCUGUUUGACGGGCUGGACGUUGCACCAGUGAGGAAGAAGAUUGCGCUGAACCAAGAUCUUAAAAAUGGGAAAGCUCAGAGUUCUCAGAAGACGGCGCCCCCGGUGUCUGUGGAGGAGUCUCUGCCUCUGAACGUCACAGACACACAGGCUGCUGCUCACAACUUUGUGGACUGCACUGAAUCUAACGACGAAGACGAGGGUGAAGAGGAGGAGGAGGAGAAACAGGGAGAGGAGGAGAAAGAGCUGACGAAGGAGGAAGUGAAGGGGACGUUAAAGGAAACUGAGAAAAAGUUGAGUGAGAUCGAAGGCUCCUCUAAUCCUCCGAAAUGGGAGGACUUCUUCACAACUGAGCCGCUGAGUGACAGCCAGAACAGCCUCAACAGCCAAUCACAAUCCUGCUGCUCUCUCCCGAGCCCCGCCCCCUCCAGAAUGACGGGUUCACAGACCCCAGAGCUGUUCAGCGACGAAGAUGAAACCCCUGAUAUUGAGGAGAACUUCAGUCUGACCCUGUCCGGCUCUCUGUCCAAUCAUUCCUCCCAGAACCAGGACUCGUGUCUAGCUGACACUCUGAUCCUCCAACCAGAGCAGAGGGGGCGGGAACAAGGAGACUCGAGGACCAAUACGGCGUCUCAGGAAAAGACAGAAGAAAGUAACGUCCAAUCGGAGCAGGAGGAGCUCCCAGACUCUCAGGUGUCGUCCGACUUUGAUGUUCCCUGCACGCCAGAGUCCAAAAUACCACAACAUGAUGAGCUGUCGCAGCUGUACAGGAAGCUGGCGUCAGGAGAGGAAGUGGUCAUCAGGAAAGGAAGUCAGGGCUCCACGUGAAGGAAUGUUAAAUGACGUUGUUGGUGAGACACAUUCCCUCUAUAGGUUCCCCUUUAUGCUGCAAGAUUGCCUGUUUAUAUGUGGGAUAAACACAUAAUGAGCUUCUAUGACCUCACAUGCCUUACAAGCAGAAUUACAUGUUAAAGUACUCAUUUUACAUUUUUCUGUAAUGAGUCACUUUAGUUUUGCAAUUCAAGUAACUAGCUAUUUAGUUACAUUUUGAAUAAGCUAUUUGUUACACCGUUUAAGGUGCAGUUUGUCAUUUCUGACCACAUGCUUCAAAAACAAAUACUAAAAGCAGAAAAGACACUCAUCAAGAUGAAAAAACACUUGCAAUGUCUUUAGAACUAUAAAGCAAACUUUCCUCAAUGAAAUUAAGACCAAUACCGAAGCGUCUAAGAGACUGUUGCAAUGGACGGGUCCCUGUAGAGUUUUAUCUCCACACUGGUAGAGAUUUUUUGCCCUACGAAGGCACAGAGAGCAACAGCCUGGCAGAGAGGAGACACAGGUGGAUGUGAUGUGGAGUUAGAUGUGCCUUUUCCAUAGUAGUUGAUAUGGCCUGCUUACUAGGCCUGGUCUCCGAUUUCACCAUUUCACAAAUCAACAGGCGCUGUCCAGCAGGUUUAAGCACUGUACAACUCUGAUUCCUAAAAAGUUGGGACAUUGUGUAAAAUGUAAGUAAAACGGAAUUCCAACUGAAUGUAGCUCUACACAGAGUGAUUAAUAGGGCAAGAUAUCUGUGUUUCUAUAUUUUGCAAUCAAAGCCUGUACUGUACAGCAGGUUUUGAGCUGUUGGCUGGCAUUUAUUUGUUUAAUAAGCUGCUGCACAGUUUAAUGAUGAUGCAGAACUGAAGUUGGCAUUUAAAGUUUAAAGGUCCAUUCUGCUGUUUCUGUUUAUGAAGCACUUCUUUUAAAACUAAAUUUGGCUGCAACAUCAUGUUCUAUUAUCUGUUAUAUAUAUAUUAUAUCGAUUUUCUGCCUCAAGCUUGUUACAACUGGCAUUUGCAUACAAAUUACAUUACCUUUUUUUUUUUUCAUGCACUCGUUUUACAUAACGUCCCAACUUUUAAGGAAUCUGGGUUUUAUUGCUCUGUUCCUGCCACAAAAACAAAGUAAAUUCCAGAUGCUUUUGCAGUUUCUUUGCAACAUAAGUUACUUUGAAGGUAAUGCUACAGAACACUGCCUACGAGUGACACCCAGUGACGCCUCCAAACCACACAAACCUCAGGAUAUAAAGCUACACACACAUUUCAUUCCAGUGCACUUUAAGUUCACCUGUGCCUGACAUACAUUAAUGCACCUGUGACUUUUCCUUUUUGUUGACAGUUUGUGGUUUGUUCUGAUAAACACUUUUUCUUCAUUGUGAAGUUGAUAAGAUGAUGUUUUGUAUCAAAGCAGAAAUAUUGUAUAUAUGUUUCUCAAAUCUAAUUAAAAAGCAUUUAAUUUAAA